Paramecium tetraurelia is the source of this 1016-nucleotide messenger RNA. RefSeq lists its product as uncharacterized. NCBI's taxonomy places the organism in Eukaryota, Ciliophora, Oligohymenophorea, Peniculida, Parameciidae. The record is from RefSeq and is a predicted model, not a curated record. Gene Ontology annotation, biological process: mitotic cell cycle phase transition; regulation of cyclin-dependent protein serine/threonine kinase activity. Gene Ontology annotation, cellular component: nucleus; cyclin-dependent protein kinase holoenzyme complex; cytoplasm. The transcript has 3 exons. Gene Ontology annotation, molecular function: cyclin-dependent protein serine/threonine kinase regulator activity.
AUGAUCAUCGAAAAUUAAAGAUGUUUUGGAAAGGAAAUAGCAAAUUCAAGUGUGCAUCAAUCCAAGGAAAUAGGUAUGAUCGUAGAAAAACAUAAAAAACCCUUUUCCAUAAUUCCAAAGGUCUUUACUACAAGUUUGGAUGAUAAAGAAAAUAAAUUGUUUAGAAGAGAAUCAGAAAAAAUACCAAUCGAAAUAGAAAUAGACAAGAGUAAGGAACACCUAAAUCCAUAAAAAGUAGAAUUAUAUUCGAAUGAAAUUUUACAACACUUGCUGAUGGAGGAAAAUAAAUACACAAUAAAUUAGUAUAUGACACCUGAGUAAUAGCCAGACAUCAAUCUUAAGAUGAGAGCCAUUCUAGUGGAUUGGUUAGUUGAUGUCCAUGCUAAGUUCAAGUUGAAGGAUGAAACUCUUUACAUCACAAUUUCAUUAAUCGAUCGAUAUUUGUCUUUGGCUCAAGUCACACGAAUGAGAUUGCAGUUGGUAGGUGUGGCAGCCUUGUUCAUCGCUUGUAAAUACGAAGAAAUAUACCCUCCUGCAUUAAAGGAUUUCGUUUACAUCACAGACAAUGCAUAUGUGAAAAGUGAUGUUCUUGAAAUGGAAGGCUUAAUGUUAUAGGCAUUAAAUUUCAACAUAUGUAAUCCAACUGCCUACUAAUUUUUAUAAAAAUACUCGACGGACUUAGAUCCGAAAAAUAAAGCGUUAGCUUAAUAUAUACUGGAAUUGGCUUUAGUUGAAUAUAAAUUUAUUAUAUAUAAACCAUCUUUAAUUGCUCAAUCCGUUAUAUUUUUAGUUAACAAGAUUAGGACUCCGACUCAUAAGACAUAGAAUGAGAAUCAAUUGAAGCCUUGUGCCAAAGAGUUAUGCACAUUACUUUAAACUGCGGAUCUAAAUUCUUUGUAAGCAGUCCGAAAGAAAUUCAAUGCUACUAAAUUUUUUGAAGUUUCGAGAAUUAAAGUAGAAAAAACAAACAACUGAUUUUAAUUUAAAAUGUCUUGUUUCUUUGACUUUCACUCAAA